CUCGACACACUCUUCUCGGUUGCAGGCACAAGGAAGUCUGCAAAGGCUGUCGAACAUACCAGCAAGAUGCUAUUCAGGUGGUCCUGGGUGCUGCUUAUGCUGCUAGCAGCCUGCACGGCUCUAGCCUCCAACUGGUCCAAGGAAGAUUACGAGAUCUUCGAGCUUCAGGCAGCACUGCAGAAAGGCGAGGGGCAGAAUGCCACCUUUUACUCAUUGCUAGGGAUAGAUAGGCGCGCUACCGCCGCUGAGAUCAAGAAGGCCUACCGCAAGAAGAGCAUGGAGUUGCACCCUGACCGGAACCAAGGUCAUCCCGAGGCGCACAAACGCUUCGAACGCCUGGGCCUCGUCAACAAGGUUCUGCGCGAUGCCAGACGCGACCGAUACGAUCAUUUCCUGACGAACGGGUUCCCCAAAUGGCGCGGGACCGGCUACUUUUACGAGCGCUACCGCCCGGGGCUCGGCAGUGUAUUGCUCUUCAUCGUGCUAGCGUCCGCCGGCGUGCAACGGCUGAUCAUGGGGAUCAACUACCGCCGCGACGCCGGGCGCAUGGAGAACCUCUGCCGCAGCGCCAAACUCGCCGCGUACGGGCCCGGCUCCGAAGCGCCCGCUGUCAAAAAGUCCACUUCCACGAGUGUGGGUGGCGGCAGUGCAGGCCGCACACUUGCCGGCGAGCGUAAGGUGCGCGUACCUCUACAAGGCUUCGCCGACCUGCCACCUCGGCCGGACGCCAAUGCGCCCGCAGCAGAUUGGGAGGCGCACGAGCGAACGCUGAAGAAAGCCAUCGCUUCGCAGCUCUCGUCCGGCUCGCACGCCGGACGCUUGGUCGAUAUCUUUGUCUCAAGCCACGGCGAUGGCACUAAGGACGGCAGCGGCGCCAUUUCCAUCGAAGCUGUCGAUCCCGGUAGCGGAGACAGGCUCAGCCUGAACGUCGAGGAUGCGCUACCUCAGCCGAGCUUUUUCGCGACGUGGCCUUUCGCGCUGAUUCGCUCGUUCCUCGGUGGCGCGAGUGGUGCCAAAAACACAGGUGCAUCUAGUGACGGGCACCCAGGCAACGAAGCGGAAGGGUAUGAUGUCGGGUCUGGAGCAACGGCCUCCUCUGUAGUGACGAACGGUGCUGCAGGCACUGCAUCAAAGCGGAAGAAGCGCAAGUAGUCUGACCACACCACGACACGGUUUAUAUCACGGUUUCGGCGAUGUCUUGC
Tilletiaria anomala UBC 951 is the source of this 1202-nucleotide messenger RNA. Its product is annotated as DnaJ-domain-containing protein. The transcript has 3 exons. The record is from RefSeq and is a predicted model, not a curated record. Bases 67 to 1152 code for a protein of 361 amino acids. Gene Ontology annotation, cellular component: endomembrane system. Lineage: Eukaryota; Fungi; Basidiomycota; Exobasidiomycetes; Georgefischeriales; Tilletiariaceae.